This is a messenger RNA of Mobula hypostoma (lesser devil ray), 3624 nucleotides long. RefSeq names its product kelch repeat and BTB (POZ) domain containing 12 (gene kbtbd12). NCBI's taxonomy places the organism in Eukaryota, Metazoa, Chordata, Chondrichthyes, Myliobatiformes, Myliobatidae. Gene Ontology annotation, molecular function: protein binding. The record is from RefSeq and is a predicted model, not a curated record. The coding region runs from base 423 to 2291 and encodes 622 amino acids. The transcript has 6 exons.
UGUAGACCAAUCAGUUUAUGCCAUAAACAACACGGGAAGAUCAGAAAUAGAAUGGUCUUAUAAACGUAGAAAAAAAUAAGGAUUUACAAGUACUUUCUAUUUCUUAUGGAACUAUGCAAUGUCUAGACAAAAGUAUUGCAAAGUUCUAUGUAAAUGUUAUAGUUUUUUUCUGUAAUAAUAUUGCAAAGUUCUCAACGAGUUCUCUGUCCCUGAAGUCUCAAAGCACCUGCCACUGGGUUAUAAAUUGGAUCUGACAAAGUUCCUUGCCUCCUCAGCAAGAUUUUAAUGAGGUUGUAUUAGAGGCAAUGAAGAUUAGGCUUCACGGGUGUGACAAACUGCGGUGCCAUGAAACUCAUAUAAUAACAGUGAUUGUAAGUAUCACCAAUUGGUUAGAAAGCCAAAUUUAAACAGAGAAGGCGAAGAUGGCAGCUGUGAUGGACAUUGAGAACAGUGUUAAGGUCAAACACAGCUUGGAGCUGCUUCAUCGCAUCAACAGAAUGAAAGACGCCGAUGAGUUGACCGAUGUGGUGCUUGUGACGCAAGGGUCCAGGUUCCCGUGCCAUCGGGUCCUGCUAGCCACGUUCAGCCCAUACUUCAAAGCGAUGUUCACCUGCGGCCUGGCAGAGUGCGGCCAGAGGGAAGUCACGCUGCACGACGUGCAGCCGGAGAGUGUGGCUACCAUCCUAAACUACAUGUACAGUUCCGAUCUGUGCCUCACCAACUCCAACGUCCAAGGAGUGGCCACUAUGGCGUACUUCCUCCAAAUGGAAGCCAUUUUCCUGGCCUGCCAGAAGUACAUGUUGGAUCAUAUGGAUGCCUCAAACUGCCUCGGGGUUUAUUACUUUGCAAAGCAACUGGGAGCAGAAGAACUGUCUGAGCAGGCAAGUAAAUACCUUCAUCGGCACUUCGCAGAGGUGUGUCUGCAGGAGGAAGUUCUAGACAUAGAGGAGCAUCAGCUGAUGCCCUUAAUCUGCUCUGAUGAUCUCAACAUUUCGCGUGAGGAGACCAUCUUGGAUUUGGUUCUUCGAUGGGUUAAUCAUGACCGGAGGUCACGGGUGGGACACCUCGUGGAACUCCUGAAGCAGGUAAGGUUGGUGCUCGUAAGUCCGACCUUCUUGAGGGAGACCCUUAAAAGAAACACAGUCCUUCUCAGCAACGUGGAAUGCUAUAACGUGAUUCAGGUUGCUAUAGAAACCAUUCACAAGGCAGAGCAGCAGCCACAACUCAGUCUUCGCUAUGGGAUGGAGAGCACUGAUUGCCUCCUCUGCAUUGGUGUCAAUGGCCAAGGGAUAAAGUCAAGGCAUCGCAGUUAUACCGAGGCCAACUACUGCUACGCUCCUAAAACCAAGAAGUCUUAUUACAUUGUGUCACCAAGAUACGGUGAAACUUUGGGGUACGUCUCCAGUGGAGUUGUGACAGAGAGUAACGACAUUAUCUUGACCGGUGAAGCUGGAGCGGCGAAACUAUCAAGGCAGAAGACGAAGGACGUGGAGAUAGUGAGGUACCACGUUCGUGGAAACCAGUACUGGGAGAAGCUUUGCACUGCUCCCUUCCGAGAGCUCUACAGUGUGGGCACGGUCCAGGGCAAUCUGUACCUCAUCGGAGGCCAGAUGAAGUUGAAGAAUAGGUACAUGAUCACAAACUGCGUGGACAAGUGCAUCCUGGAGACAGGCCAAUGGAGGAGCGUUGCACCGUUACCCUUGCCUUUGGCAUGUCAUGGAACGGUCACCGUGGGCAACCAGAUCUAUGUGAUGGGAGGAUGGACACCCCAGAUGGACCUCCCUGACGAUGAACCUGAUUGGCUCAGCAACAGGAUGUUCCGCUAUGACCCAAGGAGGGACAAGUGGACAGAAUGCGGACCCAUGCGUUUCUCCAAAUAUCGCUUCAGUACCGCUGUCCUCAAUCGGGAGAUUUAUGUCCUGGGUGGUAUAGGCUGCCAGGGAGUGGACCGUGGACAGGCUAGGAGAUGUUUGGAUGCAGUGGAAAUAUACAACCCUGACGGAGAUUUCUGGAGGAAGGGACCUCCACUGCCAUCACCAAUUCUCUCACUCAGAACCAACUCUACAAAUGCUGGGGUGGUGGACGAGAAGCUGUAUGUCUGCGGGGCAUUUCGUGGUGCAGAUCGACAUGAAGUCAUCGUCAAAAAUAUUUUGGAAUUAGAUCCUUGGGAAAAUCAGUGGAAUGUGGUGGCCCACAAUGUCCUCAUGCAUGACAGCUACGAUGUCUGCCUGGUUGCCAGGCUUAACCCCAGGGAUCUCAUUCCACCACCCCCUGACUUGGUCGACCAGUGAGAGAUGGACUUCAUACCACUUGGCCUUUCUCUAAGCUUGUCCAGGGCUUGGUUGGAUAGCUCCGGAUAUCUGCAUGCAAUAACCUAGUCUUAGACUUUGCAAUGAGAUGUUAAACAAAGGAUAUCAUUUUAUCUCUCUCUCUCUCUCUCUCUCUCACACACACACACACACACACACACACACACACACACACACACACACACAUUCAGAAUCAGGUUUAUUAAAACUUCCUGUACCGAAUAAAGUGGCCAUGUGUUUAUGUUCAUUGUCUCCUGCUGUAGCCCCGAUAUUUCAAGGUUCGAUGCUGUUUCAACGCAUGGUUAUUUGAGUUACUGGUUCAACCAUUCUCCUCUGACCUGUCUCAUUAACAAGGCAUUUUCAUCCACAAAACUGCCACUCACUGGAUUUUUUUUUGUUUUUUGCACCAUUUUCUGUCACUUCUCGAGACUUUUGUGUGAAAAUCCCAGGAGAUCAACAGUUUCUAAAGUACUCAAACCACCCUUUCUGGCACUAACAUUCAUUCCACCCAUCGAAGUCACUUAGAUCACAUUUCUUCCCCAUUCUGAUGUUUGUUCUGAACAACAACUAAACCUCUUGACCAUGUCUGCAUGCUUUAAUGCAUUGAGUUGCUGCCAUGUGAUUGGCUGAUUAGAUAUUUGCAUUAACGAGCAGCUGUACAGGUAUACAUAAUAAAGCGGCCACUGAGUGUAUGUUGUGAAAUUUGUUGCUUUGCUGCAACAGUACAGUGCAAAGACAUAAAAUUACUAGAAAACACAAAAUAAAUAGCACAAAAAAGGAAUAAUGAGGCAGUGUUCAUGGAUUCAUGGGUCAUUCAGAAAUCUGAGGGUGGAGGAGGAGAAGCUGUUCCUGAGUCGUUGAUAGAGGGUCUUCGGACUCCUGGGCCCUGAUGGUAAUAACAAGAAGAGAGCGCGUUCCAGACGGAGAGGAUGGUGAUGGAUACCGUACUGCCUUCUUGAAGCACUGCAUCUUGGGGAGAUGGAGGGUUGGACCUGCCCAAGUCUACAGCACCCCAAAGUUCAUGUUUGUUGUCAUCUGACAGUACAAAAUAACGCUCCUCCAGACCAUGGGGACAUAGGGUGAGAAGGUAGUGAAUCAGUGUGGCUGGAGCUAAGGAACUGCAAGGGUAAAAAGACCCUGAUGGGAGUUGUAUACAGACCCCCAAAACAGUAGUAAGGAUGUGGCCUACAGAUUACAAUGGGAGAUAGAAAAUGCAUGCCGAAAGGGCAAUGUUACAAUAAUCGUGGGGAAUUCAAUAUGCAAGGAGAUUGGGAAAAUCAGGUUGGUGCGGGGUUACAGGAUGGGGAAUUUCUAG